Molecule: messenger RNA, 2829 nt
Organism: Quercus lobata
Lineage: Eukaryota; Viridiplantae; Streptophyta; Magnoliopsida; Fagales; Fagaceae
Product: E3 ubiquitin-protein ligase hel2-like
Exons: 9
Coding region: 148-2628 (826 amino acids)
Biological process (GO): protein ubiquitination; rescue of stalled cytosolic ribosome
Molecular function (GO): ubiquitin protein ligase activity; ribosome binding
Source: RefSeq, a predicted model, not a curated record
CAUCAAAUUGGUUUCUUUCGGUUUCAGGGGAAAAACACAAAGCAAACUGAAAAACAGGCCCCGAGAAACACACUGCCCGGAGACAAAAUUCUCCCCUUUUUUUUAUCUGUUCUUACUAAUCAAAAGUCCCUCAGGAAGAGAUAUACCAUGGAUGAUAGCUGCGUUGUCUGUGCUGAGACACUUUUGUGGGUUGCAUAUGGAUCAUGUGGCCAUCGGGAGGUCUGCUCCACCUGUGUCAUUCGUCUCCGUUUCAUCUGUGAUGAUCGUCGUUGCUGCCUUUGCAAGUCUGAAUCAAAUAUCAUCUUUGUCACUAAGGCUUUAGGAGAUUAUACAAGGAUGAUUAAUGACUUUUCAGUUUUUCCAGCUGAUCCAAUAGAGGGUCAAGUUGGACAAUAUUGGUAUCAUGAAGGAACACAAGCAUAUUUUGAUGAUAUGGAUCACUACAAGAUGAUAAAGGCCAUGUGCAGACUAUCAUGCAUUGUUUGUGAUAAGAAAAAUGAACAAAGGAAUGAAGGGUCAAAGAGGAGAGCAGGGUUCAAGAACAUUGAGCAGCUGAGAGGCCAUUUGUUCCACCAACAUAGGCUGUUCAUGUGCAGUCUAUGUUUGGAAGGUAGGAAGAUAUUUAUCAGUGAGCAAAAGUUAUAUGAAAAGUCACAAUUAAAUCAGCAUAUAAAGACGGGUGAUUCGGAGGUUGAUGGCACUGAAAGUGAAAGAGGUGGAUUUAUGGGACAUCCUUUCUGUGAAUUUUGCCAAAAUCCAUUCUAUGGAGAUAAUGAGCUGUACUUGCACAUGUCCACUGAACAUUAUACUUGCCAUAUAUGCCAAAGGUGCCAUCCAGGACAAUAUGAGUACUACAAGGAUUAUGAUGACUUGGAGAUCCAUUUUCGUCAAGACCAUCAUAUAUGUGAGAAUGAGGCCUGCAUUGCUAAAAAAUUUGUUGUUUUCACAAACGAAUCUGAACUCAAGAGGCAUAAUGCCAUGGAGCAUGGAGGGCACAUGUCUCGCUGCAAGAGGAAUGCCGCUCUUCAGAUACGAACAAGCUUCCAGUACCGGCGAAAUGAGCAAGAUCGUCAAGGUAGAGGAUGUGUCUCUCAUUCGGAUUUGUCAGACAAUCGACUUUCUUUGGCCAUUCAAGCUAGUCUUGAGACAGCCAAUACAGAACAUCAUCAUCAUGCUUCAUCAAGUGCCCAAGCAGUUUCCAAUCACCAAGCAAGGGAUACUGCAUCAAUCACAAAUGCAUUUGAAUCAUUAGCUACCACAGAAUCUGAGACACCUUCAAGACAAAGCCGUGCUUCAGCACAAAACACACUGGAAGAAUCAUCCUUUCCUCCACUACCUGUGGCUUCAAGGAGAAGUCGACAGAAAUUUAGAAAUCAUUCAGAAUGGAACACUAUGGCUGCUUGCCUUCGUCGCCGGAACAAUGGAACUGUAACUGUUCUUCAUUCUUCUCAAGCUUGGCCAGCAGCAAGUCAUUUAACCAGCUCAUCAACCAGUAGCUCAUUAUCUAAUCUUCCUAGUUCUUCCCAGAGGAAGCCUGUGAAGGUUAAUGAGUCUUCAUCAUCUAGUUAUACAAGCCCUGCUCAGUCUAGACUAGCCACAGCUCAUCUAGUUGCAUCGUCUAAUUUUUCUGUUUUGCCAAGGAUUUCAGGUAGCACCAAUCAGGUUGGCCACUCUGUUUCGAAUACAAACCUUGUAGAUAGACGGUCUUUUGAUACUUCUCUCUCUAGUUUUCCUCCGGUUUCUUCCUCUCAAACUAAUAAGGCACCCUCAAGUAGCCACCCACUGCCAAAGGUGGAAGAUGUUCAAAAUGCUAACAAGAAUCUGGUGGAGAAAAUUCGUGCUGCUUUAGAAUUUGAUGAGAACAAAUUUGCUGCAUUCAGAGAAAUAUCUACAGAGUAUCGCCAGGGCGUAAUUGAUGCAGGGGAAUAUCUUGCCUAUGUUUUUCAGUUUGGUCUGUCACAUCUUGUUCUUGAGCUAGCUAGACUCUGUCCUGAUCCUCGGAAGCAAAAAGAGCUUGUUGAGACUUACAAUUUUAACAUGACUGUUGGUUCAUCUGAAAACAUUUCAAGUAGCGAUGGUGGUCGGUCCAAAAACAAAAAAAGUUCCAAGAAAGGUAAGGAGAAGUGUGAAGCAAAUGGGUUCCAUAAUUCAAAGGAUGCUUUGGCAGAUAGUAUCAUCAGCAGUGUGAAGAGUUUCCAAUCAAAUUAUAAGCCUUCUGAAGAUGAGGUGGAGGUCUUAUCAAAAGAUGGGUAUCGGUCUACCAAAGGCAAAUUAAAAGCUUCUGUGGAUGAUGAACUGUCCAACUUAAUUUCUACCCAUCACUCAAGAAUGGAGCCAAAAUCUGAAAAUGGAUCUCAUUUAGCGGGUGGUGGAUCAGCAAAAAAUGUGGAGACUGGGGGAGUAGGAAAUAAGCCAAAGAAAAAAAUUUCUAAGUUCCUUAGAAACCGUCUAGGUAAUGAUGCCACAGAACUUUUAGAUCUUGGUGAUUCUGAUCCUGGUCCUGGUCAGACUGAAGAAAAAUCAGAUGGAGGUAAGGAGCCGCCUGGAGGGUGGCCAGUUCGUGGAGUUUGGCAAAAUGGUGGAGGGCGGAGACUUGUGUCAAUUACCCAGAGAGACCCCAGAAAGUGAUGAAUUUUCUGUUUAAUCCAAAUGGAGAAGUACUAGUUUUUAAGUAUAGGAUAGCUGGCACCUUAGACACAAGAAUGCUACCAUUUUUAUUUUUAUUUUUAAAUAUCAUUUGUCCUUGUGUUUCCAACUUGGUCUGUAUAUUUUGUGCAGCACUGGCUGGAUUUUUCUAUUUGUUAAUGGACUUUUGAGGUCAGAUUAGAA